Desarmillaria tabescens is the source of this 1590-nucleotide messenger RNA. RefSeq names its product TAP-like protein-domain-containing protein. Bases 1 to 1590 code for a protein of 529 amino acids. The transcript has 13 exons. Lineage: Eukaryota; Fungi; Basidiomycota; Agaricomycetes; Agaricales; Physalacriaceae. The record is from RefSeq and is a predicted model, not a curated record.
AUGCUUCCCCUCGCCCUGACAUUCUGUGUGCUUUUUUGUUCCGAGUUCCUAUUUCCAGUAGUAUCUGCUCAAAGCGAUUUCGAUUGGACCGCUAUUGAACCAACGAGCAAUUUAUCUUGGGUUGAUUGCUAUUCCGGAUUUAAAUGCACCCGUUUCCAGGUACCCAUCGAUUACUCGAAUGAGGAUGGCGACAAAGCGGCUCUGGCGGUCAUGAAGCUUUCCGCGCAGUCCGAAACCGAGUAUAAAGGAACGGUAUUGAUAAAUCCUGGAGGCCCUGGUGGUAGCGGUGUUGCUGCCUUGGCUUUCGCUGGUUCGUUGCUUGCAUCCGUUAUUGGGGACCAAUACGACAUUGUCGGUUUCGAUCCUCGAGGAGUUGGUAAUUCGACACCUCGAGCUGAGUUCUUCCUCUCCAAAGAAGAGCAUUAUCAAUGGCUUGCCAGUAUUAAUCGUGUGACUGGUACUGUUAACACAACCUCAGACCAGAUACCUCACCUAUGGGCGUCUGCUCAAGUUAUAGCUGAACUUGCGAAAGAAAGAGAUAGCGGAAUCCUGAAUUACAUUAGUACUGACAACGUUGCGCGGGAUAUGCUGCGAAUUAGUGAGGCAGCGGGUCAAUCGAAGCUGCAGUACUGGGGUGUCUCUUAUGGGACCGUUCUCGGUUCCACCUUUGCUGCAAUGUUUCCCGAUAAAGUUGAACGUAUGGUGCUUGACGGUGUGCUGGAUAUGGAUGGAUAUUACAGUGGCGACUGGCGCAACGAGCUUGCGGAUACUGAAAAAGUCAUGCAAUCUUUCUUUGACGGAUGUGCGGCCGCAGGCCCUGAUGCUUGCGCCUUCUAUUCCUCUACUGCUGAAGAGAUAUCCAACAAUCUCGACUCUCUAUAUGAGUCUCUUCUUAACCAGCCAAUCCCGGUAGUAUCCCCAUCAUUCUACGGUGUCGUUGACUAUACCGUCCUGAGAGCGGCAGUUGUGGAUACUCUGUACUCACCCUACGGUGAUUCCUCUAUCCUUGCAGAAGGUCUCGCUAGUCUCGCGGCAGGUAAUGGAAGCAUUAUUUACGAGAUGCAGGAUACCGUAUACGACCCAGCUUCUGUUUAUGACAAUUCAUGGGAGGCGGGAAUUGCUAUUUCCUGCGGUGAUUCCCUUGAAAAUACGGAUUCUGUGGCGGAUCUGUACGCGUAUUGGGACAGUAUCAAAUAUUUAUCCCCCUUUGCCUCCGGAUUUAUCCUUUCGCACAGGAUCAGCUGCUCAGGCUGGAAGUUUCAUCGCGAAGGCAGAUUUACGGGCCCGGUCACCGGAAACACUAGUUAUCCUAUUCUUUUCAUAGGCAACACGGCUGAUCCCGUCACUCCUCUUUCCGCAGCGAAGAAGACAUCCGGCGCAUUCCCCGGCUCCGUAGUUUUAACUCAAAACUCAUCCGGGCAUACAUCCUUCGCUGCUUCGUCCACUUGCACGUCUGCAUAUGUUCAGGCCUACUUUCAAAACGGCACUCUUCCCAGCGACGGAACAGUCUGUGCAAUUGAGUCUGAGAUGUUCCCACUUUCGUCAAACGCCACUGGCAAUCAACGACGUUCUUUCUGGGGUCGUAGAUGA